GUCAAUACCGCGAUACGAUAUGGAUGGAGUUUACAUCCGUGCAAACUGAUUAAUUUAUUAAAUAAUCUUUAAAAUCGUUAUCAAGUGUGAAACAUGAAAUAAGCAUUAAAUAUUAUAUAUUUCUACACUUUCUCAGUGAAACCUCGUCUCGAUAACAGAAUUUUCAGUGUGAAAAUUGCAAAUAUAUAUCGAACAAAAUGGAUGGAACUAUUAUCCUUAUCUUAUUAGUUUUAGUGAUGUUAAUUGGUUCCUAUGUUGCUGGAAGCAUACCUUUGAACGUGAAUAUGUCCGAGGAUAAACUCCAAAAAGUGACAGUAUUCGGUGCGGGCCUCCUGGUGGGGACGGCCCUAGCGGUCAUCAUACCUGAGGGUGUGCGUUCCUUGUUCAGUGAAAGGGCGGCACCCACGAUCGUGACGAAGGACUACACGGCCGAGCCCCCGGGACAUGACAACGAUCUGCACACAGUCAUUGGGAUAUCGCUGGUGCUAGGCUUCAUCUUCAUGUUGCUGGUGGACCAGGUGUCGACGAGGUACAACGACUCGAGCAACCCGACUGAGAAGAGUGUCACCGCCACCGUAGGCCUUGUGGUGCAUGCUGCUGCUGACGGCAUUGCCCUGGGCGCGGCCGCGACCACCUCCCACGCAGACGUGGAAAUGAUCGUGUUUCUCGCCAUAAUGCUGCACAAGGCGCCGGCCGCUUUCGGACUCGUCACAUUCCUGUUGCACGCUGGACUUGACAGGAAUCGAAUACGCAAGCACCUGUUAAUCUUCUCGACCGCCGCGCCGCUGGGAGCCUUGCUGACUUACUUCGGUAUUGGCAACGAGAGUAAACAGACUCUCAGCGAUUUUAACGCGACGGGCAUCGCUAUGCUGUUCUCAGCCGGCACUUUCCUAUACGUGGCUACUGUGCACGUUCUGCCGGAACUCACACACUCACACUCGCACACUCACACACUGCUCCCCCUGCAGGAGGGGGGAGCCCCCAAGAGGGGGUUCGGGGGCCUGCAGUUCUGCGAGAUGUUCCUGUUGACAGUCGGUGCUAUGUUGCCUGUUUUGUUGACGAUGGGACAUAAACAUUAGUGGUAUUGUAAGUGGGGAAUUUUUAUAUACAGGGUGACUUUUAAUUCAACAGCAUAAAUUUUACUGUUAAAUGUACUCAUCUAAAGGAUAUUUAAAAACGUUAAAAGAAAACUAUUGGUUCAUAUUUAAGAAAGUACGAAAAAUAAAUAAAAGUAUCAAAAUCCACGAUCCUAAAUACGUCAUAUCACCCCGGCCGGCGGAAAAGCGACGCGACCGCGUCGCGAAUGACGCGACGCGACGCGAUUCAGAGGUCAACGACACAAUUCAUUCAGCUGAGCGAUCUCGACAACUCUGUACUUUACUUGAUCUUGAUAUUAGAAGAAUAAUUUAUUUUUUAGACAUUUAUUUACAUGUUUAGUUUUAAUUUCUUUUUGUAGUAUUGGUCUUUAAUAAAGCGUGUGAAAUAGGCUCAAACGGCUAAGAAGCAUGGGUACAGUCUAUGUUUAAAAGGAUGCAGUUGUUUUAAAUGUCACCCUGUAUAUGUAUAUGUAUACAAGCUGUACCGGCAAACGUUGUUUUGUCAUAUAAAUAUUUUUUAAGUUAUUUCUAGUUAAAAAAAAAUUGUUAAGGUUGGACAACCCUUAUCACUAAGGGGUAUGAAAAAUAGAUGUUGGCCGAUUCUCAGACAUACUCAAUAUGCUCACAAAAUUUCAUGAGAAUCGGUCAAGCAGUUUCGGAAGAGUACGGGAACGAACAUUGUGAGAAUCUUAUAUUUAUAGAUUUGACCAAAAUAUAUGUACAAUCCACGAAUGUGAUGUUGAGAAUAUGCAGGUUCUAUUCGUAGGUUUCUCGCGACUGAAAGUAUAAAAUUAGCCGUGUUGAAAAAAUUAAAUUGUGGCGACAUCUCUACGCCACUCGUCACAACAUCAAAUCGCACAACAACUGUCAAUCAUCUCGAAGAAAUUGACGCGCUCAACCAAUAGCAGCGAAGUAUCUAGAACGCGAUUUCAGAGAUUUCACGGAUUGGAGCUAUAUAUACAACCUCCGACACAACAUCGUCGGAGCCGCGGUUCCCCAGGCAUAACACCUAGCCUGGCGGAAGAUCUUCCCUUUGGUGGCGGUCGAGCCGAAUCAUCGCUCCCGCUACAAAUAUUGCGCUAACAAAAAUUUAUUUGUAAUUUCAUAUAUGUAUGUACAUUGUAAAUUGUGUGUGGCAAAUCAAAUAAAUGAAUUAUUAGAGGGUUACAUCGUUUUCCUGAAUGUAAUGUUGACAUUAUGCAGGUCUAUAUAUCGAAUUCUCACCGCAGAAAGCAAAAAAUUAUCCGUGUUAAAAAAAAAUCUGUUGCAAUUUUAGUGGGUUGCUCGCAUGGCAACACUUUCGAUUUCAUUUGUCUUGUUUGGUGACAGUGUUGUCAGUUUCUGUGAAUUUGCUAAAUAUUGUGGAAAAAAUUCUUAAAAAAUUAAUUAAUACUUUUAUUUUUUGUUUUUUAUUUUUGUUUUAAACAUCACUUCAUUUACUACAAUUUAGGUUUAUUAUGCUAGGGAUUUUGUUACACAUUGCAUUGUAUUGAAACUCCUCAAUUCUACUAUAUUAUUUUGUAAACUUUACUAAAUAAUAUUUUCCCUACUUUUAAAGAAACUCAUACAUAAAAAAUACAUAAAAUCACGCCUCUUUCCCGGAGGGGUAGGCAGAGACUACCUCUUUAAAGAAACUCGUAUGAAAAAAUUUCAAAAACAUUCAUCUGAUGUUUUACAGUUAUUAUAGAAUACCUAUCAUAAAAUUAAUGUAAAAUUUCAUCAAAAUCCGAUGAAGAAAUGAACGCGAAAAAUUGAGUUUGUAUAUAAAAGAAAUGUUGUCACUUGAUAAUAUUAUAGAAAUAUAUUAUGCUCAUAGAAUGUCGACUUCGUGUCUUUAAAUAUAUUUUUCUUUUAUAGGUUUGCUAUUCUUUUUUUUAAAUUUUAAUUUUCAUCUUAGUUUUUAUUUUCAUAUAUCACGCGCAGGGAAUGACUAUUUUGUAUUAUUAAAUUAAUAAGUUUAUUUUUUAAAAGAGUUGAACUUGUCUUCCCCAAUUUGUUGGUAAUGUAACGCUUAUUUUUAUUAAUUCUCAUAAAUAAGUAAAGGCAUAAUACAUAUGAACAUAUCAUCACGUCUAUAUCCCUUGCGGGUUAGACAGAGCCAACAGUCUUGAAAAUACUGAUAGGCCACGUUCAGCUAUUAAUUAUAUAGUCACGUCUAUACGUUAGGUGUUGCGAGGCAGAACAUUGAGAUUCAAAUAGUGACAGGUUGCUAGCUCAGUGCAAAUAAAAAAACAUAUAUCAAUAAAGCCUAAUAAAGGCAUUUUAAUUCUUAUAAAGAGGCCAAGUAUGCUUUUAACCCCAAUAUGAUUAUAUUUUUCACUCAACAUAAGUUUUGUUUAUAGUAAGUAAUAUUAAGUCCUUUUUGUUUUUAUAACUGCGCCCUUCGCAUUAAAAGGAUUUCUAAAUAAAAAUAUGUGGCGACGUAUUGAGAAAUCAAUUUUUAAGUCAUUUUUUUUUUGCAAUAAGUUACUGACCUUUCGUUUAUUAUGUACAGUCAACAACAUAAUAAAAUACGCAAAACCUAAAGUUAA
Molecule: messenger RNA, 3628 nt
Organism: Amyelois transitella
Lineage: Eukaryota; Metazoa; Arthropoda; Insecta; Lepidoptera; Pyralidae
Gene: Zip102B
Product: zinc transporter ZIP9
Exons: 6
Coding region: 198-1079 (293 amino acids)
Biological process (GO): transmembrane transport; zinc ion transport
Cellular component (GO): membrane
Molecular function (GO): metal ion transmembrane transporter activity
Source: RefSeq, a predicted model, not a curated record